AUGAGUCCCGACAUUGUCUCAAUUCUGGAAGAGCUUCUGUUCUUCCUGACGCUUGUGUGCUGUAGCGAAGGCACACGCAGAUUGGUGAAGCGCGCCAGGCCGGACUCACGGGCGGCAGCAGCACUUCUGAUUUGCAGCUUGGUUUUGGGAUGGUACAGUGUAUCCAUUACUCUGGUGUUGCUGAACAAAUGGGUCAUGAAGUCUUGGAGAGGCGGCCUCAACUUUCCGCUCUUCUACACCAUGAGUCACAUGGUCUUGAAAGGUUUCUUCUCCUUUCUUUACUUGGUGAUGAGCUGUCAUCCUCCCGGCAAGCAGAGGCGUUCGGUUUGCUGCGGAGUGUCCCUAGUCGGCGUCAUGACGGCGCUGGAUGUGGCAGCAUCCAACAUGAGCUUUCUGUUCAUCACUGUUGCCUUCUACACGAUGUUGAAGUCGGCCUCGUUGAUCUUCAUCCUGGUGUUGGGUGCAGUUCUGCGCAUCGAGAAAUGCUCUGCCGGAGUUGCAGCCACGGUCCUUCUGAUUUCAAUUGGAAUCUUCAUUACAUCUUACGGGGAGACAGACUUUGACCUCCGGGGCUUCUGGCUGGUGCUCGGCUCCGAGGUCUUCGCUGCCUUGCGCUGGCUUGCGACGCAGAAGACCCUCCAAUCGAGCGGUUUAUCUGCUAUGCAGACGGUUUUCUACAUGUCACCUGCGUCGUCACUGACGCUAGCACCUUUCGUGUGGGUACGAGAGAGGGAAAAGUUGCAUGUUUUGGCAGAGCCCGAUGCAGCUGGCCAGUACUUCCUCCUUGUACUGCUGCCAGGUUUUCUUGCCUUCCUCCUCCUCCUCGUCGAGGUACACCUCGUGAAAGUCACGUCUUCUUUGACAUUGGCAGUUUUCGGCAAUCUCAAGUCCAUCGUGACGAUCCUCUUUUCCAUCUUCGUCUUCGGCGAGAAGACGACGGCCCUGCAGUGGAGCGGACUGCUCCUCGCCCUGGCUGGAAUGCUCAUCUACGCGAGGCUGAAGAACAAGUCUGUGGCAGUAGACUCCUUGGCAUCACUUCAAUACGAAGUCCUGCCACAGGACGAGGACACCUGGCCAGACGCUGCGACAUGCACAGCGGAGGAGCCACAGAAGGCGUCGGCAGGUCAAAGCCCUACCGUGCUUGGCGCCUCUGACCAAAUCGCACCGGGCCUGGAAGACUUCGCUACUUUUGACGAGCCUGCCCUUGACGCGCACGCGACGCCAGCGGGGGCUGAUCAGCCGGCAGGUGCUGCAACUCCACGACAGGCGGAGUGA
This is a messenger RNA of Symbiodinium sp. CCMP2592, 1275 nucleotides long. NCBI's taxonomy places the organism in Eukaryota, Dinophyceae, Suessiales, Symbiodiniaceae. The record is from the annotation of a GenBank genome assembly.